Messenger RNA from Silurus meridionalis, 2793 nucleotides. RefSeq names its product IgGFc-binding protein-like. The record is from RefSeq and is a predicted model, not a curated record. The transcript has 7 exons. Lineage: Eukaryota; Metazoa; Chordata; Actinopteri; Siluriformes; Siluridae. The coding region runs from base 1 to 2793 and encodes 930 amino acids.
AUGGGAGAUCCACAUUAUCGUACCUUCGAUGGUGAAUACUACAACUUCAUGGGUAACUGUACUUACAUCAUGGCUAAAAACUGCCAUGUAGACAAUAAUUACCCAGCAUUCGAAGUACAGGCCAUCAAUAAACGCACUGGAAGCUCGAAAGGCACGAGUGUCAGUGGAGUCAUCAUUCAAGUUUAUGGCCAAACCAUCACCAUUGUCCAACAAGAGAAUGGGCUUGUCAGAAUUAGUGAUUCGCUUUGGUACCUUCCAAUCUCUUUGGACAAUGGCAAAGUAACACUUCAGCAAAGUGGUCUCUCAGUAAUAAUCAAGACAGACUUUGGAUUGUCAGUCCAGUAUGACUGGGAUCAGUAUUUGGUGGUGAAAAUACCAGUUAGAUUUAUGGGAAGGAUGUGUGGCAUGUGUGGGAACUUCAAUGGAAUUAAGGGCGAUGACCUUGCCACUUCCAGUGGCAGUGAAGCAGGCAGCAUUCCACAACUGGGGAAGAGCUGGAGAGUACCAGGUUCUGUGGGUGAAGCCUACUGUACAGAUGAUUGUGUGGGCCAGUGUGAGAGUUGCCAGGAAGUAUCAUGGUUUAAACAUCUAGCAGCAGAGUCAUUCUGUCACUUGGCUACCAUACUUACUGAUGGUCCGUUACGUGAUUGCAGCGCUCUCAUUGACCCCAAGGUUUUCUAUGAAAACUGUCUUCUGGAUUACUGCCUGGGAAAAGGAUUCAAGAAUUUUCUAUGUAAAACAGCAGAGAUUUAUACAGAUGCUUGUCAGCGAGCUGGCAUUCAUGUGCACGACUGGAGACACAUCAUUGGUUGUCCAACGCCUAAAUGUCCAGCAAACAGUCAUUUUGAGACCUGUGCCUGCCCUGCUACGUGUGAGAAUCCCACUCCUUCUGCCGAUUGUAAAACAAACUGUCUAGAGGCUUGCACCUGCGAUUAUGGAUACUUGUGGAGUGGAAACAAGUGUGUCCCUAAGAAUCAGUGUGGCUGUGUGUACAAAAAUGGAGGUGAGGAGCGUUACUUACAGGCUGGAGAAUCUAUCUGGGCUGAUAACAGUUGCACUAACAACUGCACUUGCAACCCGACAAAUGGUAAAAUUAUUUGUGAAAAUGCUCAGUGCCCAGUUGGAACAGCUUGCAAUAUUAAUAAUGGAAUCAGAGCCUGCCAACCACUCUCUCAUGCCAGCUGUAAUAUUUAUGGAGAUCCUCAUUACAACACAUUUGACAACACCACCUACGACUUCAUGGGCACCUGCACUUACACUGCCGCUCAGGGAUGCCACCUAGAUGGAACGCAACUUACCCCAUUUACAGUUGUAGUAGAGAAUGAGGAAUGGAAUGAAAUCCAAGCCACUCCAAAUGUGUCUAUGGCCAAGGUGGUUGCUGUGGAGGUCUAUGGUAUGAUAUUAGUCCUGAGAAGAAAUCAGAUACAUCAGGUCAUGAUUAACGGUGUCUUAACUAAUAUCCCUUUAAGCCUCAAUAAUGGUGAAUUGAUAGUCCAGCAGGAGGGCAACAAUAAUGUGAUCAUUACAAAUUUUGGGCUGAAAGUGGCCUAUGACAUGAUUUACCAUGUUAUUAUCACAGUCCCCAGCACUUAUCUUGGAAAGACCUGUGGUAUGUGUGGAAACUAUAACGGCAAUAAGAACGAUGAUUUCCUGCUGCCAGAUGGCAUAGAAACCAAAGAUAUAAAAACAUUUGGAGCGGCAUGGAAAGUGGCAGUUCCUGGUGUUGUAUGCGAUGAUGGCUGCAGUGGGGAUUUCUGUCCAAAGUGCCCUGAAGAUAAGAAACUUGUAUUUGAAAAGGACUGUAGCAUUAUUACCAACCCAGAAGGUCCAUUUGCUGCCUGUCACAGUAUAAUUAACCCUGAAUCCUACUUUAGAGAUUGUGUUUAUGACGUCUGCAUGGGUGAAAGUGAUCAACAUAUGCUAUGCCACAGUGUCACUGCAUACAUGACUGCCUGUCAGGACUAUAAAGUUUCCAUUAAGAGCUGGAGAACACCAACAUUUUGCCCUCUGAAGUGCCCUGACAACAGUGCCUAUGAAAUUUGUGCAACGGCAUGUGACACACCUUGCCCUGGCCUAUCUGAUGUCAUCAAAUGCAAUGUUCAGACCUGUGUUGAAGGCUGUAGGUGUAAACCUGGAUUCUUCAACAAUGGAACAGGCUGCGUUAAAGAGGAUCAGUGUAGCUGUUAUGCGAAUGGCAAAACCUUAAAGAUGGGUGAGGUUGUUGUCACUGAUGACUGUCAAGAAAAAAUUAUAUGUCAAAACUCUGGUAUAAUGAAAUAUGAAAGCAUGAAAUGUAACACUGAUGAAGCAUGCCUGGUUAAGAAUGGUGUUCGAGGAUGCUACCCCAAACAGUGCAUGCUGGGAAAUGCAGGCUCCAUCACCCUUUUCAAUGGAACAACAUGGAACAUACCAUCUAUAGGGGCCUUUGACUUGGUGAAAGUAUGUGACGAUAGUGUUAUGGGGAUAUGGUUCCGUGUGGUGGCGGUGUUGCAAGAGAGAAAUGGGGUCCUCUCAACUACAGCUGUAAACAUAUUCUUUGAAAAUGUUCUUGUUACUGUUACCAGCCAAAAUGAGAUUUGGUUCAACGGUAGAAAGAUGACUUUACCUAUUAUGGAAAGCAAUGGGGUAACUGUUAAGGUCAUCGAUCAGACAGUGAUCAUUGAGAAGAGAAAUGCAAUUAGAUUGUCCUACAGCCUUUCACAGGGUGUCAUAAUCACAGUGAACAAUGGAAUUGCUGAUAAAGUUUGUGGAGCUUGUGGAAAUUUACUGGCUCUAUUUCAGGUGAAAGCAUAA